Molecule: messenger RNA, 2838 nt
Organism: Suncus etruscus (white-toothed pygmy shrew)
Lineage: Eukaryota; Metazoa; Chordata; Mammalia; Eulipotyphla; Soricidae
Gene: PIGN
Product: phosphatidylinositol glycan anchor biosynthesis class N
Exons: 28
Coding region: 28-2820 (930 amino acids)
Biological process (GO): GPI anchor biosynthetic process
Cellular component (GO): endoplasmic reticulum membrane
Molecular function (GO): mannose-ethanolamine phosphotransferase activity
Source: RefSeq, a predicted model, not a curated record
UUUUCUUGAAGAUCAGGCCCUCUGGAUAUGCUGCUGCUCUUUAUUCUAGGACUUUUUGUACAUCUUGUGUUCUUUGCUUCCAUCUUUGACAUUUAUUUCACGUCCCCUUUGGUUCAUGGGAUGUCGCCACAGUUCACACCACUACGUCCUCCAGCAAAAAGACUAGUGCUCUUCGUUGCUGAUGGUCUGCGAGCAGAUGCGUGCUUUGAAUUAGAUGAAAAUGGAAAUUCUAGAGCCCCAUAUAUUAGGAGUAUCAUAAUGAAUGAAGGUAGCUGGGGCAUAUCUCAUACACGGAUGCCAACCGAGUCUCGACCUGGCCAUGUUGCCCUCAUCGCUGGAUUUUAUGAAGAUGUCAGUGCAGUUGCCAAAGGAUGGAAGGAAAAUCCUGUAGAAUUUGAUUCUCUUUUUAAUGAGAGCAAGUUUACAUGGAGCUGGGGAAGUUCAGAUAUCCUAUCUAUGUUUGCCAAAGGUGCUAGUGGGAACCAUGUUUUUAUGGAUGGUUAUGCUUCUCGCAGUGAAGAUUUUGCAGCCAGCGACGCAGCACACCUGGAUACCUGGGUUUUUAAUACCUUUAAGGAAUUUUUUCACUCUGCCAAAAAGAACCAGACUUUGUUUCAGCAACUAAAUGAAGAGAAAAUAGUUUUUUUCCUACAUUUGGUGGGAAUAGAUACAAAUGGACAUGCCCACCGGCCAUCCUCAAGGGAAUAUAAAGAUAAUAUUAAAAAGGUUGAUGAAGGAAUAAAAGAAAUUGUAUCCAUCCUAAAUAAUUUUUAUGGAAAUGAUGGGAAAACAGCAUUUGUCUUUACCUCAGACCAUGGAAUGACAGCAUGGGGCAGCCAUGGAGCAGGUCAUCCUUCAGAAACUUUAACUCCUUUUGUCACUUGGGGAGCUGGAAUCAGGUAUCCCCAAAAAGUGUCAGCUCAGCAAUUUGAUGAUGCAUUUUUGGAAGAAUGGAAGUUAGAGAAAUGGAAGAGACAGGAUAUCAAUCAGGCUGAUGUUGCACCACUGAUGGCUUCUCUCAUCGGCGUCCCCUUUCCCCUUAAUUCAGUGGGUAUUCUUCCUGUGAAUUAUCUUAACAACACUGCUUUUUUCAAAGCAGAGAGUAUGUUUACAAAUGCUGUACAAAUUCUUGAACAAUUCAAGGUGAAAAUGACUCAGAAAAAAGAAGCAACUUUAUCAUUUUUGUUUACUCCAUUUAAGUUGCUUUCUGAUUCUCAGCAGUUCGACCUUUUAGCAAAAGCAAGAAUGAAUAUAAAGCAGAAGAAGUAUGAUGAAGCCGUUUCCAUUUGCACAGAGCUGAUGCAUCUUGCAUUGGAAGGAUUGUCCUAUUACCAUACUUACGACAGACUGUUUUUGGUCAUCAAUGUUGUUCUUGGUUUUGUGGGCUGGACCUCUUAUGUUUCUCUGCUGAUCAUCAAGUCUCAUUCCAACCUUGCCAGAGGCAUUAAGAAAGAAGUUAAGAAACCAAGCCUUCUCCUGCUAUCUAGCUUUGUGGCUCUCGGCGCAUUCAUAACGGUUUUCCUGCUGGUUCAGUCCUGUCCCUGGACAUAUUACGUGUAUUGUCUGUUGCCACUGCCAAUAUGGUAUGCAGUUCUAACAGAAUUUCAGGUUAUUCAAGACCUUUUCUCCUCGCUGUUGACCUUCCCUCCAAGUCACUUUGUUGGCUGCCUGCUAGCCUUUACCACGGGGAUUGAAAUAUUAGUCCUCAGUUUUUUCUAUCGCCACAUGCUCACUGCUGGACUCACUGCAUUUGCUGGCUGGCCAUUCGUCACGCAGCUGUGGACUCGGGCAAAGAGUACCGCAUCAAGUUGGAUUUGUUGCUGUUUGCUGCUGGCAGUCUUCCCAAUGAUGCCUGUUGUAGGCCGAAGCCCAAACAUCUCUUUAGUAAUGUGUGCGGGCUUGCUGGUUCUUCUGAUCUCCUCAUUUGUUGUAACAUCCCUCAUAAGAAGACUUGAUUUUGUAAAUGAAGAGCUGUAUUUAUAUAUUGUGCAGAUCCUGAGCGUGGUGCUUUCUAUGUGUGUUGUAUAUAGCACCCAUUGUAGUUUGGACAGGAAAGAAGGACUCCCUUCUCUCAAUCAGAUUGUCAGCUGGGUACUCUUAGCCUCUUCCUUCCUGGUGCCACUCCUGAGUUCCACGAUGCUCUUUGAACGACUCUUCAGCAUCUUUCUAGCCUUGAUGUCAACCUACUUGCUUCUAAGCACUGGGUACGAAGCUCUCUUUCCAUUGGUGUUGUCAUGUUUGAUGCUUGCCUGGAUACACAUGGAGCACGAAACCUUUCAACAAUCUGCAAUUUCCUACAAACAGAAGAUCAGCAGUUUCCAAUUCGCCUGUAAUCCUGACCUAACUCCACACCGGCAGCUCUAUCUCGAUGACCUACGUAGAGCUUUCUUCCUUGUUUUCUUCUUGGUGACAGCAUUUUUUGGAACUGGAAACAUAGCAUCUAUUAACAGCUUUGAAGUUGCCUCAGUCUAUUGCUUUUUGACCAUGUUCAGUCCUUUUAUAAUGGGAGCCUUAAUGCUGUGGAAGAUUAUAAUACCCUUUAUUGUUGUGAUGUGUGCUUUUGAAGCAGUUCAGCUAACUUCCCACUUACCAUCAAAAAGUCUUUUCCUCAUGGUUCUUGUCAUAUCGGACAUUAUGGCUUUGCAUUUUUUCUUCUUGGUCCAGGAUCAUGGCAGCUGGCUUGAUAUUGGAACCAGCAUCAGCAACUACGUGAUCGUCAUGUGCAUGACCAUCUUCCUGAUGCUUCUCACGGGACUGGCGCAGCUGCUCACCACACGGAAACUCAGACCCUGGGGCAAAACCAAGAGCCAUUUCCGUUGAUGUUACUGGGGUUACCUU